AUGGCCUCAACGGGUCCGAAAUGGAGUCUGUAUCCGUUGUUAGCCGUCGUCGCAUUCUUCGAAUUCCUUUUUGGGGGCAUUCAUUUAACCUACUGCUCAUCGUUGUUCUUUUUCCUGCUGCCAUUUGCCAAUGCGGUUUUUGGUCUCGUCACUGCGUUCCACGCAAUAUUUCUUCGCUAUCCCAACAGAUGUGAUUUUCAUCUUCAACUCAGUUCAUCGAUUAUUGGUACAAUUUUCUUUUUUUCAUCUUUGAUUGAGUCGUAUUGUAUCGGCGAAUUCAAUUAUUCUGAGGCAACAAUCAAAGAUGGAAUUUGUCACGGUUUAAAGUACCGCACCAUAUCAUUCGUUGGGUCUUGCAACGAUUUGGUUGGAACAAUGCAACUCUCAAUUCUGUCAAAACUUGGUUGGAAGCCGAAAGAUAAAGAACAAAUUUUAUUUGUCACGUCUGUCUGUCUUUCAAUUCUUUCCGGGACCCAUUUGCUCAUUUGUGCACUUUUAACAUUUUACAGCGCCAUUGAAACCAAAGUCAGACUAUAUUCGUAUCAUUACCAAAUCGUAGUUGGAGUUUUAAUCAUUUUCACUUCUAUAUUCCAUUUAAGAUAUUGCUGCACAUUUUUCUUUCUUUACCUGCCGCUAGCUAUUGGAUUAUUUUCAGUCUUUCAAGGAAUUGUAUCUUGGAGAACCAAAUGUCAUGGAUCAGCAACUCGUGGAAUCAAUAUAAUCGGAGCUGCCUUCGCGGUCACAUUAAAUGCAACGACAUCAUUCGGAAUAUUCUGUUGGGCGAAUCGAAAUACAAUUCCGCACAUGAUAACAAGACAUUGCCAUUGGUUCUCCGAACGUGAAGCGUAUUGUCUUCGAGUGGUCCAUUUCACUCAUCCUUAUAUCGAUUGGCUUCCGCAGGAAACCGAAAGAGAAAUUGCCGCGGUUCAGAUUACUGUUCAAAUUAUAAUGUUCAUCUUAUCUUGCUUUCAAUUUGGCUUCUCAAUGAAAUCAGCGUUUUCGACAAAACAAUUUUACUUAUAUUAUUAA
Molecule: messenger RNA, 1029 nt
Organism: Caenorhabditis bovis
Lineage: Eukaryota; Metazoa; Nematoda; Chromadorea; Rhabditida; Rhabditidae
Source: the annotation of a GenBank genome assembly